Molecule: messenger RNA, 2633 nt
Organism: Nannospalax galili (Upper Galilee mountains blind mole rat)
Lineage: Eukaryota; Metazoa; Chordata; Mammalia; Rodentia; Spalacidae
Gene: Tshr
Product: thyroid stimulating hormone receptor
Exons: 10
Coding region: 1-2145 (714 amino acids)
Biological process (GO): G protein-coupled receptor signaling pathway
Cellular component (GO): membrane
Molecular function (GO): thyroid-stimulating hormone receptor activity
Source: RefSeq, a predicted model, not a curated record
AUGGUUGAAGAACACUUCGGGAAGCUCAUAGAGACCCACCUGAAAACCAUCCCAAGUCAUGCAUUUUCAAAUCUGCCCAAUAUUUCCAGGAUCUAUUUAUCUAUAGAUGCAACUCUGCAGCGACUGGAAUCACAUUCUUUCUACAAUUUGAGUAAAAUGACUCACAUAGAAAUUCGGAACACUAGAAGCUUAACUUCCAUAGACCCUGAUGCCCUAACAGAGCUCCCCCUUCUGAAGUUCCUUGGCAUUUUCAAUACUGGACUUAGAAUAUUUCCUGACCUGACCAAAGUCUACUCCACAGAUGUAUUCUUUAUACUUGAAAUCACAGACAAUCCUUACAUGACUUCAAUCCCUGAGAAUGCAUUUCAAGGACUCUGUAAUGAAACCUUGACACUGAAACUCUACAACAAUGGCUUUACUUCAGUCCAAGGACAUGCUUUCAAUGGAACAAGGCUGGAUGCUGUUUACCUAAACAAGAAUAAAUAUCUGACAGCUAUUGACAAAGACGCCUUUGAAGGAGUAUACAGUGGACCAACUUUGCUAGAUGUGUCUUCCACCAGUGUUACUGCCCUACCAUCCAAAGGCCUGGAGCACCUGAAAGAACUCAUAGCAAAAAACACUUGGACUCUAAAGAAACUUCCUCUCUCCUUGAGUUUCCUCCACCUCAUACGGGCUGACCUGUCGUAUUCGAGCCACUGCUGUGCUUUUAAGAAUCAGAAGAAAAUCAGAGGAAUCUUGGAGUCCUUGAUGUGUAAUGAGAGUGGUAUGCAGAACCUGCAUCAAAGAAAAUCGGUAAAUGUCUUCAGAGGCCCCAUCUACCAGCAAUAUGAGGAAGAUGAGGAUGACAACAGUGUCGGGUACAAGCAAAACUCCAAGUACCAGGAGAGCCCCAGCAACUCUCAUUAUUACGUCUUCUUUGAAGAGCAAGAGGAUGAGAUCAUAGGUUUUGGUCAGGAGCUCAAAAACCCUCAGGAAGAGACUCUCCAGGCUUUUGACAGCCACUAUGACUACACUGUAUGUGGGGAUAAUGAAGACAUGGUGUGUACCCCGAAGUCGGAUGAGUUCAACCCCUGUGAAGACAUCAUGGGCUACAAGUUCCUGAGAAUCGUGGUGUGGUUUGUCAGUCUGUUGGCCCUCCUGGGCAAUGUGUUCGUCCUGUUCGUUCUUCUCACCAGCCACUACAAACUGACCGUACCACGCUUUCUUAUGUGCAACUUGGCCUUUGCGGAUUUCUGCAUGGGGAUAUACCUGCUUCUCAUCGCCUCUGUAGACCUGUACACUCACUCUGAGUACUACAACCAUGCCAUUGACUGGCAGACAGGCCCUGGGUGCAACACAGCUGGUUUCUUCACUGUCUUCGCCAGUGAGUUAUCCGUGUACACACUGACAGUCAUCACCCUGGAGCGAUGGUAUGCCAUCACCUUCGCCAUGCGCCUGGACCGGAAGAUCCGCCUCAGGCAUGCCUACACCAUCAUGGUUGGGGGUUGGAUUUGCUGCUUCCUUCUUGCCCUGCUGCCUUUGGUAGGAAUAAGCAGUUAUGCCAAGGUCAGCAUCUGCCUGCCGAUGGACACCGACACCCCUCUUGCCCUGGCGUACAUUAUCCUUGUUCUCUUGGUCAAUAUCGUCGCCUUUGUCAUCGUCUGUUCCUGUUAUGUGAAGAUCUACAUCACUGUCCGAAAUCCCCAGUAUAACUCUCGGGACAAAGACACCAAAAUUGCCAAGAGGAUGGCCGUGUUGAUCUUCACUGACUUCAUGUGCAUGGCCCCGAUCUCCUUCUAUUCCCUGUCAGCACUUAUGAACAAGCCUCUUAUCACUGUUACCAACUCCAAAAUCUUGCUUGUUCUCUUCUAUCCCCUCAACUCCUGUGCCAAUCCAUUCCUCUAUGCUAUUUUUACCAAGGCCUUCCAGAGGGAUGUAUUCAUCCUGCUCAGCAAGUUUGGCAUCUGCAAACGCCAGGCUCAGGCAUACCAGGGUCAGAGAGUCUGUCCAAACAACAGCACUGGUAUUCAGAUCCAAAAGGUUCCUGGGGACAUGAGACAGAAUCCGCCCAACAUGCAAGAUACCUAUGAACUGCUUGAAAACUCCCACCUAACUCCAAACACACAGGGAAAAAUCUCAGAAGGGUAUAAGCAAACAGCCUUGUAAAUGGCACUAUACUAUUCAUAGUGGAACCUUAAAAACUGGUUUCUUGACAUGCAUUCCAAUCCUAUGACAUGUGAACACACAGCUGACCUAUUGCUCCUACAGGUGAUGUUUCAUAGGUCCAGAAUUCAUCUCAACAGAGUAUGAUCUCCAAGAAAGAAGAGCUAUCAGCAUAUCUGAAUCCCUGGUGAUAUGGAAAUAAUUGUGCUUUCUGGAGGCUUUGCUUGAUGCUGAGUCUAUGAUACUGCGUAACAUGUGCCACAGAUAACAACUGAACAAUUUCAACAUCUAUCUUCCUUGCUUUUAUAAAGCAUUUCAUACUAAAGAUUCAGCAAAUGACCAGUGUAUCUGUGUACGUAAGCAGCCCCAUUUCGGCUCCCCUGAUAUAGUCAAAGAGGUUUUAAUUCCUUGAAACUAAAAUGCCAUACUUGGGAGGUGGAAGCAGGAAAAUGUAAAAUUCAUCCUUAGAUACAUGGUGAGUUCCAGCCUGU